AUGUUCCUGAAUAAAUGCGAGGGGGACCUGGGCGAGCUGCGGAAGCCGGGGGACGGUGAGGGCACCCCACCGGCCACCGCCGAGGAGGAGCAGCCCAAGAAGAAGCACCGGAGGAACCGCACCACCUUCACCACCUACCAGCUGCACGAGCUGGAGCGCGCCUUCGAGAAGUCCCACUACCCCGACGUCUACAGCCGCGAGGAGCUGGCCAUGAAGGUCAACCUGCCGGAGGUCCGCGUGCAGGUCUGGUUCCAGAACCGACGAGCCAAGUGGAGGCGGCAGGAGAAGAUGGAGGCCAGCUCCAUGAAGCUCCACGACACCCCCGUGCUGUCCUUCAACCGGCCCCCCAUGACCCCCAACGUGGGGCCCAUGAGCAACUCCCUCCCGCUCGACCCAUGGCUGACGUCCCCCAUCUCCAGCGCCACCACGGUCCACAGCAUCCCCGGCUUCAUGGGAGCCCCCCAGGCCCUGCAGCCCCCCUACGGCGGGCACUCCUUCCUCAACACCCCCCCGCCGAUGGCGCAGGGCAUGCAGCCCAUGGCCCCCGCACCCUACCAGUGCGGCACCACCUUUGUGGACAAGUACCCGCUGGAGGAGGUGGACCAGAGGAGCUCCAGCAUCGCCUCGCUCCGCAUGAAAGCCAAGGAGCACAUUCAGACCAUUGACAAGACCUGGCAGCCCAUUUGA
Messenger RNA from Gymnogyps californianus (California condor), 687 nucleotides. It is a transcript of the gene RAX2, whose product is annotated as retina and anterior neural fold homeobox 2. Lineage: Eukaryota; Metazoa; Chordata; Aves; Accipitriformes; Cathartidae. The coding region runs from base 1 to 687 and encodes 228 amino acids. Gene Ontology annotation, molecular function: RNA polymerase II cis-regulatory region sequence-specific DNA binding; DNA-binding transcription factor activity, RNA polymerase II-specific. The transcript is spliced from 2 exons. Gene Ontology annotation, biological process: positive regulation of transcription by RNA polymerase II. The record is from RefSeq and is a predicted model, not a curated record.